GCGCUCGGUGGAAGAAUUGGAGUCGGAGACGUAGUUGCCCAGCGGCAGCCAUUGGCCGGUACAUCUUUAAUUUGCCAAUGAUUUCUACUGACCGAGAUUCCGCUACUCCCCGCUUACCGUGCAGGCGGCGCAGCUACCCUGGUAUAAAUCAAAAUGUAGCGUGCACUUCCGUCGUACGUUGAGCGCACAAGUACGUUGCUGCAACCAAUCGCAGCGUCCGUCCAUUGCCCUCUAGUCUCGACUGCGUGCGCAGCAGUAUGAGUCAGCGCGUUCACACGUGUUUUACGCCGAUGCCGCCACUUUCCUUGCUGAUGGUAAAUACUAGAUCGCCAGCUGAUUGCGAACAGCUGCACUCGUCCCGCUCGCUGGAGAAGAAUCCGCAUUUUUUUCACUUUAAUUUUCUCUUUCAAAGGUCGCUCAUUUGUCAGUGGUUAACUGUCUCCUUUCUGCAUUUUGUACGUAUCAGCCAGUCAGAGUUUAAUAGCGUUGAAUUCGUAUUUUGCUGCCUGUUUACUGCCAGUCUGCCGGACCAUGUCGAAGCGCUCUCCACCGAGCAAGCCUACGUCUGCCAAAAAACCCCGGAUGGAUUUCCCAGAUGCUGGAGAGCGUUCGGAUGGGUUCCGCAUUCUCAUGGGAAUUGAGAAAGACAAAGAUUCUGGGAAGAAGUUUAGUGAGCUAAUGAAGGGUGGCGGGUGCCAUGUGGAAUUGUUUUGGAUAAAAUGAAUCUGGCCGCCGAGUUGACUGCUGCCGUGGUGCCAGGCCAGCCUAUCUCUUCCACGGUCAAGUACCCUCUCCUUAUCAAUAUGUUGCGCAACUACGACAAUAGCCUGAAAAACAUUGCUGCCAGUGGCCGACCCCACUCCAGCUCGUUGGGCGUCUUCCUCGAAAAUAUGCCAGUCCGCGGAGCAGUACCGUCCGAAAAAUCUCAUCACGUAGUUUCGCUGGCAGGGAUCCGUGACCAGCUGGACAUGCAGACGUAUAGUGAGCUGAAUGAGCGUCUCCGUGCUGAUGGACUUGAGAUUUUUGACUCGGACAUUUUCGAUCGCGUCGUCGACGAUGGCAAGGAUGGCAGCGGGGCGAGCGGAUCGACCUCGGGCGCUGGUGGAGGAGUUGUUCGUGAGCGCACGAAGGCGGGCGGUUCCAGCCUGAUCGCGAGCAGUGCGGCCGGCGCAACGGGCAUUGUACUGGGCCUGCACAUUGUGGGAAGUGAGGCUCCCGACGCUGUCAAGGCUGAUCGAGUAUCUGUGAUUCAUCCUCCGAAAGGGACCACGAAUGCCGCGGAGAAGGCGAGCGUGGACACCCGCCAGGCCGCCCUCGACAAGACGCAUCCGGCCGCAGACGUCAGCCAUACCGAAGCCGUGAAGGAGCUGUCGGCUGCUGGCGGCGAGGCCGGUCAGGAGGCGGGAGUGGCGGAGCAGCCGUCGCAGGACAAGGACGCGCCGAUGAAGGCCGCCAAGGCGAAGGAAGCCGGCGGCGGCGUCCAGCAGGGCCAGGCAGCCGGCCCGGAAGGGGAGCAGCGCAGCGACGGCGACGCCAAGAAGGACGCCGGCCGUCCCGUCCAUCCCGAUCUCGGCAGCGCCGAUUCCACCGCCAGUUUGCCAGUGGGCGAAGGAGACGGUCAGCGCCGACUGUCGGACGCGGGGCAGACCACCGAGGACCAGGGCCAUGGCCGACCGGCAGCUGGAACGGGAGCGGGAGCGCCGCCCGCCGACUUUGCUGCACUGGCCGCGGAGGCCCGGGCAGUGCGCGUGGAGCUUGAAUCUUUGGCUGGACGAGUUGGGCAGCUGGCGGAGGCCAUCGAGGAGGCGGGCAGCCGUCAGUGACGUUGACUUGUCUGUACACUAAUCUCUUUCCUUUUUUGCCAAUAGUUUGUGAUAUUUUCUAGUAUUUUGCAGGCUUUUUUUCUUCGGCGUGUUCAUAUUCCCUGCAUAUUUUUGUGCAAGGAAGCAGUGUUUGCCGCAUGUAAUAAUGGAAUGACUGAUUGUGAAUUUGUCAGUGGUGACGGCUUAAAGUUCUGA
Molecule: messenger RNA, 2018 nt
Organism: Paramacrobiotus metropolitanus
Lineage: Eukaryota; Metazoa; Tardigrada; Eutardigrada; Parachela; Macrobiotidae
Exons: 6
Coding region: 720-1823 (367 amino acids)
Source: RefSeq, a predicted model, not a curated record